AUGGCAUUCAACUUUGUCGCUAGAAAUCCCUCUAGCUCAUCACGAGGCAUAGGCCUGCCUACCUUUAAGAAGCGGCUUCUCACAAAUGAUUCGAGUGCCCUUAGAUAUGUUGAAACGGGCAACGAGACCUUUACCUUUUCCGAGGAUCUGCUUAAUCUCAAAAGGCGCAAUGCCCAGCUCUACGAUAGUAUCGGUGCCACUAAGGAAUUGGGAAAUGCUGUACGGAGUCUCAGGUUCAUCUCGCUACAACUCAGGUGUCAAAGAUUGUUUAUCAAGUACAGACACGACAUCGGGGAGGCACCACCGACCUGCUCAUAA
This is a messenger RNA of Botrytis porri, 318 nucleotides long. RefSeq lists its product as uncharacterized. NCBI's taxonomy places the organism in Eukaryota, Fungi, Ascomycota, Leotiomycetes, Helotiales, Sclerotiniaceae. The record is from RefSeq and is a predicted model, not a curated record. Bases 1 to 318 code for a protein of 105 amino acids. The transcript has a single exon.